Messenger RNA from Dermacentor andersoni, 3165 nucleotides. The record is from RefSeq and is a predicted model, not a curated record. Lineage: Eukaryota; Metazoa; Arthropoda; Arachnida; Ixodida; Ixodidae.
AUGUCCUCCUCGCCCGCCGCUCCGUUCAGGGUGGAGACAUCCUUUGACGGCGCCGGUGCCGCCAGAACCGGUUCGUUCUAGCCACCGCCGCCAUGUUCAUGCCCGCCGCGCGCGCUGCACGGAGCAGGUGGUAGGACGUUGCUGCGACGAGUUCGCUGGGUGUCGUCGGCACAAAAUGCCCGGCUGCUGCGUGCCGUUGUGCAGUAAUCACUCGAGGAAUGGUUGGCGAAUGUUUCAGUUCCCAAGAGAUACAAAAAGAAGAAUUUUGUGGACUGCAAGGAUCAAGCGGGACAAAUGGCAGCCCACGAACACCUCGUGCAUAUGCAGUGCUCAUUUCGAAGAGGACAGCUUCGAGCAAAACAGAGCAGACGGAUGGAAAAAACUAAAGCCAAAUGCGGUGCCGACAGUGUUUUCCUUCAGACCUUUGCCUCGUCACAGAAAGGCACCAAAGGAUAGGACCGGACCCGCUGUCCUCUCGGCCCUACUUGAAGAUCAACACGACAUAGCCACUGAUGAUCAUGAAGCUGCGAUGGACCCAAUGUCGUCACCAGGCAGGUUUGAGCUGACUCAAGGACAGAAUUGCAGCCCACACGACGCCAGCUCAAGUGCACUGGUAACAGACGAAGCAGGUCUGCAAGUCUCAGCCAGUGGAAUGAAUGCCGGGGCCUCUGACCUGCAGUCUGCUUGUACCUCUUGCGCAGAAUUAAGUAAGCAGCUCGCAGACCUGACACGAAAAUACUGCGAACUUCAAGAAUUGCAUACCCAGGCAAACUCAACAAUCCAAGGUCUCCGAAAAAAAGUUAAGAAGCUCGAAGGUAACAUUGAAACAUUCGGAAAGAACAUCAAGUUCCUUAACGAAGACCAAAUACAGGCACUGUCGCGCAAUAGCAACAAAGGGAGUACUUGGUCUCCGCAAAGUGUUAAGCAAGCACUUCAAAUUAAAUUUUCAUGCGGGACGUCCGGCUAUGAAACCUUAAGGAAACUCGGGUACCCGCUGCCAACUAACAGAACUCUGGCGCGUCGCCUACAGGCACUCAGUUUUCUGCCCGGUAUCCUGACUGACGUGAUCGACCUGCUAAAAACGAAAGCGGAGGGUAUGCAAGACAUUGAAAAAGACUGUGUUCUGCUACUAGACGAGAUGGAGAUUGCCAGGGGCUAUGAGCUUGAUCGCGCUGAAGAUGUUGUUCUUGGGGGAACAACUUUACCUGCAAAGCCGGAUGAACCUGCCCACCAUGCCUUGGUGUUCAUGAUAGGGGGUCUUAACCGGCGGUGGAAACAAGUGAUUGCCUAUCACUUUACUGAAAGGAGCAUAGACGGCCUUAUUCUCAAAGACUACAUAUUGAAUAUCGUGAAAGUUUGCGCAGAUAUCUCCCUGAGGAUCCGCGUCGUCACUUCGGAUAUGGGUUCUUCCAACAGGGCAAUGUGGCGUGAAUUUCGCUUCUCUAGCCACAGGAACUCCAACACCAUAUGCUCGAUACCACAUCCUUGUCUAGAAGACAAAGAACUCUUCUUCACUGCAGAUGCUGCACACGUACUUAAGAAUAUCAGGGGCCAACUUUUGAGUUCUGUCGUUUUCACCAUUAGUGAUGCAACCAAGUGUCAACAUGACCUACCCUCAAGGGAAGUAAAACUUGAGCACGUGCGCGCAGUGGUAGACUUUGACAAAAAACGGGAGCUGAAAGUCGCGCCAAAGCUCUCGGACAUCCACGUGUCGAACGGGCAUUUUACGAAGAUGAAGGUGGGAGUGGCCGUUCAGUUUUUUCGAGAAGCUCCUGCCGGGAUUCGGUACUUGAUAAAGCAGAAGAUCUUGGAUCCGGAGGCGGAAACUACAGCGUGGUUUUUAGAGCUUGUCUUUAAGUGGUAUGCUCUUAUGUCAUCACGACACCCAUCAACUGCCUUGAGUCUUGAACACAUGGACAAAUAUCACGCAGCCAUAGACGUAUUGUGCUUGGCGUCUGAGACCAUUCGGGGAACAAACAUGGGGAGCACAUCCCAAUGGAAGCCCUCACAGGCGGGUUUCUUGAUAGCCACAUCUGUGAUCAUUCGCCUGCAGGAUGUCCUUCUAAGAAGUGAAGGCUACAAGUUCUUCCUCACGAGCCGAUUGCUCCAGGACUGCUUGGAAAAUCUAUUUUCGGUUAUACGUCUCAGGAAGCCUGUUCCAAGCGCCUACGAUGUGAAGUGUGCGUUGAAGCUUGUUUGUGUCAGCCAAUUCUUCCACACACCGUCAACGACUAGCUACGAUGUCGAUGACGCACAGUACCUGAUCGACCUGCUGUCGGCAGGUAUGCAAGAACAAACGGCAGCCGAGAUUGAAGCUAUCGAUGACUCGGAGAUCCCCUUUGUCGAAGAGGUAACAUCAGCUGAGUGCGAGAUUUUGUUUCAUAUCGGUGGGUUUCUUAUAAAAGGGAUCCUCAAAUCUAUUGGCCACUGCGAGCAGUGCAAGCCCGCAUUGUUAGGCUCAAGCAGCAGUGAGCAUGCGUACUUGACGUCCCUCAAGGAAUACGUCUCUGAAGGCAGCAACCUUCAUUACCCAAGCGAUGCAGUCAUGCUGGUUCUUAAAUCUUGCGAGGAACAUUUUAAUGGUAUCACCGCCUGGACGGAAAGCGUUUUCACCAUGAAAUCUCCUUUGAAGGCUGUAACCGCAUACUUGACAAAGAUGUUGCGGUGGGGCGUAACGUGCGCCUGUCAGGAACACAAAGAAACAGUGGAAAAGCUCCUUGUGUCAAACUACGCGAGACUGAGGCUGCGUGUGCACCUGCGUCAAGCCGCGGCAACGGGACUUGACGGGCAUGCAAGCAAGACGUGUGCAGGAGUGAGCCUACAGUGAACACUGAAAUUAAAUUUUAAUGCAUAUCGCCAGAAUUCAAAAACUUUCGUUUCAUUUGUGUUACUCUUUUAAUAUAGUUUUCAUUCAUGUGUUUAUUCUUACUUUGCUGUGCGUGCUGAUUUUUCACCUUAUGUCUGUGCAAGGUAUCCGCUUUUUUUCCAACUUAUCAAACUGAGCUGCAAGCUGACAUUCUAAUUUAUUUUGUUCAAGUUAAUUCAAGGCUUCAUUGUAGUUUCUGGUCAUUGGUCUGAGAUCUACGAAAGACCUGUGGCAAUUGACACCUCCUGACAGCUGACAUAAUAAAAACCUGCAUGGCGACCCAAACAUCGUGACCGAAA